This is a messenger RNA of Anopheles bellator, 759 nucleotides long. RefSeq lists its product as uncharacterized. NCBI's taxonomy places the organism in Eukaryota, Metazoa, Arthropoda, Insecta, Diptera, Culicidae. The transcript has 2 exons. The coding region runs from base 1 to 111 and encodes 36 amino acids. The record is from RefSeq and is a predicted model, not a curated record.
AUGGAAGAAGAUUUCAGUUACUACGUCUACAUCACACUCACGCUGGUUCCGGUUUAUUUAGCAUUCAAGCUUGUGCAAUGGAUGGGCUGGGAGCUAUUCGUGAACAACUAAAUCCGGUGCUCGGAGCCCGGCAAAACAUUCCAAAAAUCACAAAUCCUAGUAAUAAAAAGCUAGUGUGAUAGAAUCGCGAAACGUUAGUAUCCGCUGAGUGCAGUUGACGAAGGAAAGUGGGACCGCAGUAAUUGGCAGCGGUCCCGGUCGAUGGCGAUGGUGCGUCGCUUGAGCAUUAUCUCGCGCUCCAGCUCGUUCCGGCGGUUUACCAACUCCUGCUUCACGUCUUCUUCCUGUUUAAGCAGGGCAUUCAUGGCCGAGGUGCCCUCUUCGAGGGACUUAACCUCCGCGAUCAGAAGGGCCUGCGGCUGAUCGCGACAGUUUUCGACCCGCGGACGCUGGUUCCUGUUAUCCAGUCGAUGUCCGCCAAACGUUGCAACGUCUAGAAGAAUAGUGUGACUGUAUCAGACUGUCCAGCCCCGGAAAACGCAGCAUUCAUCCGGUUGCUUACCGUUCGUAGAUCGAUCUCGAGUUUUUCACGUAUCUCUUCCAUGCACGAAAUGCGCGUAGCCAACGCCCGCUCCACGCAAUCGGCUUGCGUCCGAAGAUCACGGGCAGCGUUCGUCAGGAUGGCAUCGAGUGUGUUGCGCAACUGUUCAGACUUCAAGCGGCAGUCGUUGAACAUGGUGAGCGUUUCUCGUGUAAACU